AUGGGGAAGAAAAUAGGAAUCGUAGCGUUUACUCUUGAGCUCUGCAUCACCUUGGCACUGUGCGAGUAUUACUCAAAAACGCAUCCCGUGUCACCCAAACAACAAGUCGUCACCAAUCUCCAUUUCUUCUUUCACGACACUCUCACCUCUCCCAACGCAUCUGCCGUCCUCAUCGCCAAGCCCACUCUCACCGGAGACGACUCCUCUUCUCCGUCGCCCUUCGGCUCUCUUUUGGCCACCGACGAUCCUCUCACCCUCGGACCCGACCCCAACUCCGAGCUGAUAGGAAACGCCAGAGGGAUGUACGUCUCCUCCGGGAAACAUGUCCCUACCUUGACUAUGUACGUCGACUUCGGAUUCACCUCCGGGAAGUUCAACGGCAGCUCUAUCACCGUGUUUUCGAGGAAUCCCAUAAUGGACAAGGAGAGGGAGCUUGCGGUUGUGGGCGGUCGUGGACGGUUUAGGAUGGCCACAGGAGUGGCUCUUCUCAAUACUUAUUCCGUUAACUUGACCAAUGGUGAUGCCAUUGUUGAGUACAAUGUCACUGUCUAUCACUAUUAA
Microthlaspi erraticum is the source of this 561-nucleotide messenger RNA. Lineage: Eukaryota; Viridiplantae; Streptophyta; Magnoliopsida; Brassicales; Brassicaceae. The record is from the annotation of a GenBank genome assembly.